AUGUUACUUUCAAGUAUUGUUUCAUUUGUGGCAGAUGCUGCUGUCGUAUCCACCUCAAUCGCUUGUCUAAGACAUUUUACAGGAUUUUCAUUAUUAAGACCAGCCAAUAAAAUUAAAAAUGAUAAAAUAAGAACAGGCCUAUUAGUUUAUUUAAACUCUGGUGAAUUGAUUUUUAAUAAGGGUUUGGAAAUGGUUAGAAAUUCUUCUAUUAAAAGUUUAUCUUCAGAUUCAAAUAGAAAUAUAAUAGACAACAGCAAUAAUAAUCAACAUCCCUCUUCUUCUUCUACUUCUACAUCAUGGAAAAAGUUUUGA
Molecule: messenger RNA, 312 nt
Organism: Dictyostelium discoideum AX4
Lineage: Eukaryota; Evosea; Eumycetozoa; Dictyosteliales; Dictyosteliaceae
Exons: 3
Coding region: 1-312 (103 amino acids)
Cellular component (GO): extracellular region
Source: RefSeq, a predicted model, not a curated record